AUGUAUUGCACAUCCUCUCACCAAUCUCCAAGCUCAUCCAAUCACACGUUCCACGACGACGACGACGCCCGUGAAGUCGCUCCCUUCCUGCGGACUCUGCGGACGAUCUUGACCUUUGAAAGCGAUGACAUCAUUCGAUGGACACCCGAUGGCCUGGCGUUCGAGGUCGUCGACAUGGAAGCGCUGACGUCCGCCGUCCUGCCGCACUACUUCAAGCACAACAAGUACUCGAGUUUCCAGCGCCAGCUCAACUACUUCCACUUCAAGAAGUGGACCAAGAGCCUCGUGCACGUGUGCACGUUCUCCAACACCCACUUCACGAGGGACGAUCCCCUCUUGAGCCUGUGCAUCACAAGGAAGCGAUCCCGCAAGGACAGCUCACAUUCCAUCAAAUUAGCUAGCAUCGAACCCUCUUCGUUGCUACUGAUUGACGAUUCAAUCGAAGACCUUCUCACUGAAGCCGACUUGGAGGAGCUCGUUCAUUUUGAACUGAUGGGUGAACCAUAUGGCGCUGUAGACCCCAUCUCGUCAAUGCACGAUGGUCUAGUCGUGGAGUUGUAA
Aphanomyces astaci is the source of this 561-nucleotide messenger RNA. RefSeq lists its product as hypothetical. Bases 1 to 561 code for a protein of 186 amino acids. NCBI's taxonomy places the organism in Eukaryota, Oomycota, Saprolegniomycetes, Saprolegniales, Verrucalvaceae. Gene Ontology annotation, molecular function: sequence-specific DNA binding; DNA-binding transcription factor activity. The record is from RefSeq and is a predicted model, not a curated record. The transcript has a single exon. Gene Ontology annotation, biological process: regulation of DNA-templated transcription.